GUCAUCUAAAAUUUUGAAAUUUAAUUUAUAUAAAUUAGUGUUUUUGGCAUCCAGUAUAGCUCGUUUGCUCAACCAGUCAUGGAAUAAGUAAUUUUGAGCAACAUUUGGAAACAAUUUUUGAAUGAGUUCAGCUUUUGAUUGCGUUAACUAACAAAAACUCUAUGGAAAGAUGAUGCAGCCAGUUAGUAGAUUAAUCAUUUUGCAUCAUGACACGCAUAUUCUUGCUUAAAUGUAAUAUCUUGAGAGGUUUCAACAAAUCGGAGGACUUUAAACAUGCAUUUAGUUCAUCAGCUUGCGUUGAACGUGAAACCACUAGCAAUGUUUGGCGAAAAUCUCCCGAUAAUAAAACCAUUGCGCUACCAAAUUGGUUUUGAUUGUUCCGUAAAUGUUUUAAAAUUCUAUCUAAAGCUUCUAAAGAUUUUUUAUGAGCCAUCGUGCAUUCAUCCCACACUAUUAGUUUGUAAAACCUUUGCCAUUGCCGAAUUUUUGGAAAUGUUGCAGGUUAGAAUUUCGUUGUUUUGCAUAUUUAAUGGCAAUUUUAGAGCUGAAUGGGCUAUUCGACCGCCUUCAAGCAAAGUUGCUGCAAUGCCUGACGAAGUAAGAGCUAGAGUAAUUUCAUUUUUUGAGCGAAUAGUUGCCAAUAUUAAAGUAAUUAAAAAAGUUUUUCCUGUACCACCAGGAGCGUCCAAAAAGUAAAUUCCUUCAAUUCCAUCAUGUAUUACUUUAGAGUAUCAAAUACAUACUUU
Sipha flava (yellow sugarcane aphid) is the source of this 746-nucleotide messenger RNA. RefSeq lists its product as uncharacterized. The transcript has 2 exons. Bases 274 to 696 code for a protein of 140 amino acids. NCBI's taxonomy places the organism in Eukaryota, Metazoa, Arthropoda, Insecta, Hemiptera, Aphididae. The record is from RefSeq and is a predicted model, not a curated record.